This is a messenger RNA of Chelmon rostratus (copperband butterflyfish), 1356 nucleotides long. RefSeq names its product cellular repressor of E1A-stimulated genes 2 (gene creg2). The transcript is spliced from 4 exons. NCBI's taxonomy places the organism in Eukaryota, Metazoa, Chordata, Actinopteri, Chaetodontiformes, Chaetodontidae. Bases 76 to 918 code for a protein of 280 amino acids. The record is from RefSeq and is a predicted model, not a curated record.
UUACGAAAAACACAGACACGUGAGGUUGUAAACAAGAGAGUGGAUGACGGGCGGCCAUUGUCCGAGCUCAUUGAUAUGAGGGCCUGUUGCUUUCCCCUGGCAGUGUUCGCCACUGUCCUGUUUCUGUGUCAAAGCUACACCCUGAGGAGCUCGGUGUCCUGGGUCGUGUCCUCCAACGACGUGGUGGAGGACGCGGACCUGUCGGAGGAGGUCGCCCCGGCGUUGCUGGUGGACGGCGCGGGGCUGUGGAAGCAGUCUUACCCGUCCUCCAGCGUCCUCGCGGACAGCGUGGAGAGCCCCGGAGAGCUGGUGAAGCCGGAGAGCGACAAUGUGGCGCAGCUCUCCUCUCGCCUGUUUUCAUAUCGGCUGGAGAAGGUGAAGAAGUCCGCCAGCAGCGGUCCUCCCCCUCACCAGGAGACCGCCAGGACUGCCAGAUACAUAGCUCAUUAUAGUGACUGGGGACACCUGGCCACCAUUUCAACUCAAGACAAGAUUAAAGGUCUCCCCUUUGGAAACAUCUUCUCAGUGAGUGAUGGACCGCUGGACAACAGCACUGGAGUCAUCUACUUUUACGUGACUCCGAUGGACAACACCGUAUCAGACCUGAAAAGUAAUCCCUAUGCUUCUCUCACAUUCUCAGAGGCUGAGGGAGAAUUCUGCAGGCAAAUGGUAUAUGAUCCAGAGGAUCCAAGAUGUGCACGACUCACACUAACAGGCAAGAUGGUGGAGGUGGCCCCAGAGGAGCUCGGGUUUGCGAAAGAGGCGAUGUUCUCAAGACAUCCCGUGAUGGCAAAGUGGCCAGUGGGACACAAGUGGUUCUUCAUGAAGCUGGAGCUGAUCCAGGUUUGGCUGCAAGACUGGAUCGGAGGCGUAUCACUCAUUCCCCUGGAGGACUACUUUAAAGCUACGCCUUUCUAAGAAAAUAUCCGUCCGCUGCAUUAUGUCAGUCCAACAGACCAGUUCUGCUGUCUACACCACAUAUGUGGUGCCAAAAGAGUAUUUUCCCAAAUAUAUUUCAAAUACUGAUGUUAUUUUAAUUUGUAAAAGUGGAUUUUCUUCACCAUUUUUCUGUUGUCCUUCAACUUGGUUUGUCACACAGAAUCAGCGAAUCAGUUUCCUGUGGUUGGUGUGUGAAUGUAUUCAAAGUCAAUAAGCUAGUUACAUUUAAUGGUCACAGUCAUUACAGCUGGAGAAGAAAACUAUGUCAUUUAAUAUUUUCUUUAUAAACACUGAUUUUGACAUUUUAUGGGUUUGCAUUAAAAUAUGUGUGCUGUUUGAAAAAUAAAUGAAUGUUGGCACACACAAAUAUUGUGCAUACUGUUUAAAGAAAGUAUUGAUUUGUCUGUUCAGUUCCCA